AUGGCCACUAUGAUCAAAACGCCGUCGUUCAGUGCACCACGUAUUAUCAACAACAGCAGCAUCAUUUCCUUAAAAUCUGCAAACCCCUUUUGUCUUUCUUUUGGGCACAACAACAACAACAAAAGCAUUUCCGAUUUUUCUCUUACAAAAAAUUCUCUCCGUUUCCCCACCAAACCUUCCCUCCGCUUCUUAAAGUUCGUUCCUUUUGUUUCACAAGGAGAAACUGAAACUACCGAGACCGAGCAGACAAUUCAAGAACCAGAAAUUGAGGACUCAUCUGAUGGUGCUGUGGGGCUGGAAGAUGCUGCUGGUGAGGUGGAAGAUGCUGCAAGCAGUGAAGACGUUGCUGAUGCUGAGGACACAUCUUCAGUCAUCAUGGCUUCCCUCCGGUCUUACAAAGAAGCUUUGGCAAGUAAUGAUGAAUCAAGAAUUGCUGAAAUAGAAGCAUUUUUGAAAUCCAUUGAAGAUGAGAAAACUGACAUUGAAAGGAAAGUGGCCGGUUUGACUGAAGAAUUAUCAGUAGAAAAGGAACGGGUUCUUAGGAUUAGUGCAGACUUUGAUAAUUUUCGGAAGCGGACAGAGAGAGAACGCCUCUCACUAAUAACAAAUGCCCAAGGGGAAGUUGUGGAGAAUUUGUUGUCUGUUUUGGAUAAUUUUGAAAGAGCUAAGACCCAGAUUAAUACAGCGACGGAAGGAGAGGAGAAGAUCAAAAACAGCUACCAGAGCAUAUAUAAGCAAUUCAUGGAAAUUCUAGGUUCACUUGGCGUUGUUCCUGUGGAGACGAUUGGGAAGCCCUUUGAUCCAAUGUUGCAUGAGGCAAUUAUGCGUGAGGAUUCAGCUGAAUUUGAAGAAGGUAUUAUACUUGAAGAAUAUCGCAAGGGGUUCAAACUUGGUGACAGGCUCUUGCGUCCAUCAAUGGUGAAAGUAUCAGCUGGUCCAGGGCCUGUGAAGUCGGAACAAGUAGAGGAAUCUCUGGAAAAAGCUGAGGCUACUAGUGGAACUAGUGAAGAGACAAGGACAGAAGAGGAGUCUGCUUGA
This is a messenger RNA of Dovyalis caffra, 1038 nucleotides long. Lineage: Eukaryota; Viridiplantae; Streptophyta; Magnoliopsida; Malpighiales; Salicaceae. The record is from the annotation of a GenBank genome assembly.